GUUGUUUUAUGUAAGAUUUUCAAAUUUUAUGCUUAUAGGCUUCAGGACGUCAUUGGAGUUCCAUUAAACUAUGAUAUAUAAUGGUUCAGGAAGGUGAUUGCAAGAUAACCUCCAGACUUCCAAUAGAAUGGCAAGGUCUUAUGAAACAACUUUUGAUGUCAUUGGAAAGGGGAAAUAUUUGGUUUAUUGAGGAGACAUCAUCCAAGUAUGGUAGUCAACCUGUGUGGUAUAAACUGUUGCAAGCCUUGAUCAAAUGUGAACCUUGUAUUGUUGAAGACAAGCUUGUAUUCAAACCAAUAUUUCUGUUGUUACCAGAGAUGCUACAGGAAAGACUGUUGGAGUUUCUUCAGUACCAGUCAUACCUUAUUCCAGACCAAGAUAUUAAAGAGUUUAUUAUUGGUCUGAUGAAACAUACAGAUGUUCAUUCAAAUUUAUAUCAACAACUUCGUUGUUUGUUCAGGAAAACAAAGUUAGAGGAGGAUUUAUUUACAGAAGUAGAAACUGUAUUAAAACCUAGAGCUAUUGACACAUGUCCAGAAAAGGCUGAAAGUCCUACAGAAGAAAUGAUAGAGAUUGGGUCCCAAGAAAGUGUGAUAAUUUUAGAUGAUGAUGACGACGAUGGGGAACCAGCACAAAAAAAAAGAAAAACAAAGAAGGAUUGUUCCGAACUUCAAGAAAAAGAUGACUGUCAAACUGUUUCUAUGGAAACAAGUGAUAAAAUACAUACUAGUACUAAUGUUGUAGAAAAUGAUGAUAAACACAUUGACGAGUCAUCAUUGAAGGUUAUUGAUGGAAAGGAAGCUUUGGUAUACAAGAUCAAAGAAAUCUGGCAAAACUGUAUCCAUGAUCAAGCAAACGAAGGGUUGAGUGAAAUAUCAAAAUUGUCACUAAAAGAAAUUGAAGUGUUUUGUAAAAUGAUUGACUUUGAUAGCAUGUCUGAUGAUUCCAUAGAAUUAGUUUGUCAACAUUUAUCGGGGGUUAGUGACUCUUUAAGCUAUAGCAGUGCCGUCUGCAUCUUGACCUUUGUUCUAGGUCAUAGGAUUUUGCAGCUAUCCCAGAAUGCCUCUAGAAAGUUACUUGGGGCUAUCACUGUAGUGUCACAAAAUUUCCCAAAACAGACAGUUGAAAGUGUAUUAGUGCCGUGCAUGAUGCAGGAUGAAGUCCCAUCAUUCCAAAUUGAGAUUUUGUGUAAAACGUUAAAGGACUGCUUAAGUGCAACAACAAGAGGCUAUUUUAUUCAAAAAGUAUUACAGAAUAAUUUCAUUCUUACUGAGCACAAAAUAACAAUUCUUCAGACAGUUGUUGAUAGUGGAUGUGAUUUAUCGUACAAUGUGUUUUCAAGUUUAUUACAAUGUUUAAAUGAGGCAUCCGUUUCGAUGGCUAAGAAUUUGAAGUUUGGAAAGCUUUUGUUUGCCCUAGUGAAUAAACAUAGUAAACUCUUCGACCAGGAAUUAAAAAUUAAGGCUGAACAAAUUAUUGAUAAACAUAACACUUUUUUAAAGAAAAGUAUUCAGUCUUCAUUGAAUAAACUUAAAUUUGUGUAA
Messenger RNA from Ruditapes philippinarum (Manila clam), 1544 nucleotides. RefSeq lists its product as uncharacterized. Bases 81 to 1544 code for a protein of 487 amino acids. NCBI's taxonomy places the organism in Eukaryota, Metazoa, Mollusca, Bivalvia, Venerida, Veneridae. Gene Ontology annotation, biological process: interstrand cross-link repair. The record is from RefSeq and is a predicted model, not a curated record. The transcript has 4 exons. Gene Ontology annotation, cellular component: Fanconi anaemia nuclear complex.